AUGGCCGCUGUUGACGUCAACCACACAAUUACUGGGCACAAGGCCGCUAUCAUCCGUAACUACAAUACCAACCCAAGACUCAUCUACCAAACCGUUUCUGGAGUCAACGGACCACUUGUCAUCCUCAACGAUGUGAAAUUCCCUCAGUUCUCUGAGAUCGUCAAGAUCACCCUUCCAGACGGCACCAUGCGUUCCGGACAGGUUCUUGAAAUCACCAAGAACAAGGCUGUUGUCCAGGUUUUCGAAGGAACCUCUGGAAUUGAUGCCAAGAACACCAUCUGCGAGUUCACCGGAGAUAUUUUGCGUACUCCAGUCUCUGAGGAUAUGCUUGGACGUAUUUUCAACGGAUCCGGAAAGCCAAUUGAUAAGGGACCACCAGUUCUUGCUGAGGAUUUCUUGGAUAUCAACGGACAGCCAAUCAACCCAUGGUCCCGUAUCUACCCAGAGGAAAUGAUCCAAACCGGAAUCUCCGCUAUCGACGUCAUGAACUCCAUUGCCCGUGGACAGAAAAUCCCAAUUUUCUCCGCUGCCGGUCUUCCUCACAACGAAAUCGCAGCCCAGAUUGUACGUCAAGCAGGUCUCGUUCAACUUCCAGGCAAGCCACAUGAGCAAACCAACUUCGCUAUUGUCUUCGCUGCUAUGGGAGUUAACAUGGAAACUGCUCGUUUCUUCAAGCAAGAUUUCGAAGAGAACGGAUCCAUGGAGAAUGUGUGCCUCUUCCUUAACUUGGCCAACGAUCCAACCAUCGAACGUAUCAUUACUCCACGUAUUGCCUUGACCGCCGCCGAAUUCCUAGCCUAUCAAUGCGAGAAGCACGUGCUUGUCGUCUUGACGGACAUGUCCUCAUACGCUGAAGCUCUUCGUGAGGUUUCCGCUGCUCGUGAAGAAGUGCCCGGACGUCGUGGUUUCCCCGGAUACAUGUACACUGAUUUGGCUACUAUCUACGAGCGUGCCGGUCGUGUCGAAGGAAGAGAUGGAUCCAUUACCCAGAUUCCAAUUCUUACUAUGCCAAAUGACGAUAUUACUCACCCUAUCCCAGAUUUGACUGGAUACAUUACUGAGGGACAAAUCUACGUCGAUCGUCAACUCCACAAUCGUCUUAUCCACCCACCACUCAACGUACUCCCAUCGCUUUCCCGUCUCAUGAAGUCCGCUAUUGGAGAGGGCAUGACAAGAGAAGACCAUUCUGAUGUUUCUAACCAGCUCUACGCUUGUUACGCUAUCGGAAAGGACGUACAAGCCAUGAAGGCUGUCGUCGGAGAGGAAGCCUUGUCUUCUGAUGAUUUGCUCUACCUUGAAUUCCUCGUCAAAUUCGAGAAGACCUUCAUUUCCCAAGGACACUACGAGAACCGUACCGUCUUCGAAUCUCUUGACAUCGGAUGGCAACUCCUCCGUAUCUUCCCACGUGAAAUGCUUAAACGUAUCCCGGAGAGCACCCUCGAGAAGUACUACCCACGUGGAGGAGCCAAGGAAUAA
Messenger RNA from Caenorhabditis remanei, 1476 nucleotides. RefSeq lists its product as uncharacterized. Bases 1 to 1476 code for a protein of 491 amino acids. Gene Ontology annotation, biological process: ATP metabolic process; proton transmembrane transport. Gene Ontology annotation, cellular component: proton-transporting V-type ATPase, V1 domain. Gene Ontology annotation, molecular function: ATP binding; proton-transporting ATPase activity, rotational mechanism. Lineage: Eukaryota; Metazoa; Nematoda; Chromadorea; Rhabditida; Rhabditidae. The transcript is spliced from 4 exons. The record is from RefSeq and is a predicted model, not a curated record.